GUAAAGCUUCCUUACCUCGAUGCAGUCUGCCGCGAGACGCUCCGCCUUCACGCCCCCGUCCCGAUCACCGUGCUCAGGGUUGCCAAAGACACCGCUAUCCCGCUCUCGCAGCCGAUGAGGGGUGUUGACGGUCGCGAGAUGAACGAGAUCGUGCUCAAGCGUGAUUCCGUUGUCAUCACGUAUCUGCAGGGCAGCAACGUCAACAAGGAACUGUGGGGAGAAGACGCGCUGGAGUGGAAACCAGAGCGGUGGCUAAGCCCUCUCCCAGGUGCCGUUGAUGAAGCGCGAAUCCCUGGGGUGUAUGCGCACCUAAUGACGUUCUCUGCCGGAUCUACAUCGUGCAUAGGAUUCAAGUUCUCCCAGGUCGAGAUGAAGGUUGUGUUGUCCACCCUUCUCCCCGCAUUCUCGUUUGCGCCAACGGACAAGGAGGUGGUGUGGAACUCGUCCGCGGUGCUUUAUCCUACGAUGGGCUAUGAGAAUGAGUCGCCGGAAAUGCGUCUCAUGGUAAAAAUCAUCAAGGACUAA
Epithele typhae is the source of this 525-nucleotide messenger RNA. Its product is annotated as cytochrome P450. The annotation marks the transcript as partial. The record is from RefSeq and is a predicted model, not a curated record. The transcript has 5 exons. Lineage: Eukaryota; Fungi; Basidiomycota; Agaricomycetes; Polyporales; Epitheliaceae. Gene Ontology annotation, molecular function: iron ion binding; monooxygenase activity; heme binding.